Gongylonema pulchrum is the source of this 1114-nucleotide messenger RNA. The record is from the annotation of a GenBank genome assembly. NCBI's taxonomy places the organism in Eukaryota, Metazoa, Nematoda, Chromadorea, Rhabditida, Gongylonematidae.
AAUUAAAGCUACCUGCAUUUUUAAACAAUGGCGCAGAUUUACUGAUGAAAUACACUUAUCUCAGAUUAUUCGCGGUAUACACGGGGAACCAGCAGUUGGCCUGAGAACGAAGGCGAUGCGUUGUCUCACGAUGAUCAUCGAAACGGAUCAUUCGGUUUUGAAGAUUCAUGAAGUACGCCAAGCAGUACAGGCGCGAAUGUUGGACCCGAAUGCGGCAGUUCGUGAAGCAACCAUUGAGCUUAUUGGGAAAUAUUUGAUUGCAAAGCCAGAUUACGUGCCUCAGUACUAUCCGAUAUUAAUUCAACGCAUAAUGGAUAGUGGAGUGGCAGUUCGCAAACGUGUGAUCCGAAUAAUGCGUGAGAUUUGCGAACAAAUUCCGAGCUACGAAAAGGUCCCGGAAAUUUUGGUAGCAGUGAUUGGCCGAAUUAGUGAUGAAGAAGGCGUGAGGAAGCUUGCUGUUGAAACGCUACAAAUAUUGCUGUUUCAACCAGUUCGUGAACGUGAUUGCGCGCAGCUGGUCAAUAAGGUAACUUUUGGUUACUUCGAACGCAAACAAAAGAAAGAAAUUUCGAAAAGACUUGUUGAGCUAAAAAGAGCUGAAAGUGGAUUGUUCAGACACAUCUCGAAAUUUGUUGUGCUCACGGUGACAAAUGUCAUGCAGAUUUGUGGUGAGAAGAUUCGGUAUUUUGAACAGUUCCUGAAUCUGCUCUACAAAAAUAAUGACCGCGCUGUUCUGGUUGCAUCUCGUCAAAUUGUGGAUACUCUUGUCGACAAUGUUCUGUCGCUUGAUUCUAUAAUGGCCUCGGGUAGUAAAGCAGCAACGAAGGGCAGUAAUACCUGUAAAGAAGACGGUGUCACAUCGAGAGAGGCAGUGGAGAAGCAGACGGAGCAUCACAAACAGUUGCUGGCGUGCAUGGACACACUGCUGUUGUUCAGUAAAACAAAGCCAGAGCUGCUCGUAAUAAAUAUUCUGGAACGAGUAGUGCCCGUGAUGGAUCAUCCGUCGGAAACGUUUUUGAGCGGCGUGGAUCAAAAUUUUCUUCUCAAGGCAAUGAACAAUAUGAGGAAUGGCAGCGCCUUCAACGAGCAAGAAAAACCACUGGUGGAUCGGUGA